Messenger RNA from Histoplasma mississippiense, 570 nucleotides. RefSeq lists its product with no specific name. NCBI's taxonomy places the organism in Eukaryota, Fungi, Ascomycota, Eurotiomycetes, Onygenales, Ajellomycetaceae. The transcript has 3 exons. Bases 1 to 570 code for a protein of 189 amino acids. The record is from RefSeq and is a predicted model, not a curated record.
AUGCAACCAAUUCCCCAAAUUACAACAACCGGGAAGAAGCCAACAAAAGCACGAACGAAAGCUGAUAAGCCGCCGGCAAAACGAAGAAAAAAGGAUGCGCCGGAAAAGGUUCAGGAUCGCGCAAAGGCUGCAGCCAAUAAAGCCGUAAUCAAACAAGGUCCACGACCACCUGAUGCCUCAGCUAGCUCCGAUAGCAGCGACGACUCUGACAGUUCUUCUGAUCUCGAAGUCGCCCCAGAGCCGUUUCCUCUCCCUCCUUUGCGCCCUCUGGAUGCCGAGGGUGGCAUCAAAUACGACACUUUAAAGGCAGUUUGGUCGCCGAGGAAUAAACAACCACCAAUAUCCACCAUAAGAAAUGCAUUGAUGCUAUUUUCCGAUCUUAUCAAGGGGGUUCGGGAUAGUUGGAAAGCGAAAAGCGAAUCAUUAAAAGCAGCCGAGAAUCAAAACCAAGAGGAUAAGAUUCCCGGAAUGAAGAAGGAGGUCACAUUGCAACGGCGUCUGAUAGAUUUGAUUGUCACUACAGCGCUGGACGGUGGCCACCCUGCCAUCAUCCAAAGCCGGUACAAUUAA